AAAGAAAAAAAAAAGGACUUGAAGAUGGUUUUUCUAACGCCUAAAGUUAUGCAAAGGACUGCACUCUUUGUGACGUUUGGGGGUUUUGUCACUUCUCUGAUCACCGCCUUCCUUCCAUUUUGGAAGACAAUGAACUCUGACCUGAACGAAGUGGAAAACUGGUUUUCUGGUCUUUGGCACACCUGUCUCUACACCGAAGAGGUGGGGAUUCAGUGCAAGGCCUACGACUCCAUCAUGGGGCUGCCGAUGGACCUGCAGAUCUCCAGGGUGCUCAUGUCGGUGUCUAUAGGCACUGGAGGUUUAGCUCUGCUGGCUGCCUUCCCGGGUCUGGAGGGGGUUGGGAUGUGUAUGGGACAGCCUGGCCUGAAGAGACGGCUCCUCAUCCUCAGCGGGUUGCUUUCCUGGGUGUCGGGGCUCACCACUCUGGCUCCCAUCUCUCUUGUGGCCUACACAACUCUGGAGGAAUUCAUGAACGAGGGUUAUCCUGAUGUGAUGCCACGCUGGGAGUAUGGAGAGGCCAUGUUCUCUGGGUGGUUCGGAGGUUUGGCUCUGGUCAUUGGAGGGACUCUCUUCUUUGUAGCUGUGUGUAUGGGGGACUUCGACCAGAGGCCACCGAGCGUGCCAAACAGCCCGCAGGCCAAGCACCGGACAAAGCAUUACCUGAAGACAGAGGUUUUAUAGAUUUCUUAUUGUCACAUGUGCUGUCUGCACAUUAAUUUACUUCAUAUGGAGGCCUGUUUUAUUUUAGAGUGAUGUCAUAAUGAAGACUGCCUAAAGAGGUACUUUUAGAGCUUGUUUUGCAUCUCUGCUAUACUGUACUUCGAUAAAGAAAAUAUGUGGUCAAGUAAAAUACUUGACAUACAAUACACAUCACAUCACAAGUUCAGACCAGUGAUUUUUAAAAGAAAAUCCUAGUUAUCUCAGACCAAUUAGAAUGAUUGUUUCAUGUAAAGAACAUUUGUGGCAACAAUACACCAACAUGAUCGUUGAUCUAAAGAUGUAAAACCUUACUGGUGCCUGAUUUCCCAAAUGACCUGACUUCACCCUACUGUAUGUGCAUAUAUGUGGUUAAGUUUUUUGAUUUUACUUUUGAAGAGCAAAAUCUUUCAUCAUUGUAGCUUCUAAAUAAAGAUAUGAAGAAAAGUGACGUCACGAGUACAAAUUUAGUUUAAAAUAUAGGGAAAACAACACUAACCUGUC
This is a messenger RNA of Centropristis striata (black sea bass), 1200 nucleotides long. It is a transcript of the gene cldn26, whose product is annotated as claudin 26. NCBI's taxonomy places the organism in Eukaryota, Metazoa, Chordata, Actinopteri, Perciformes, Serranidae. The record is from RefSeq and is a predicted model, not a curated record. The coding region runs from base 25 to 681 and encodes 218 amino acids. Gene Ontology annotation, biological process: bicellular tight junction assembly; cell adhesion. The transcript has 2 exons. Gene Ontology annotation, cellular component: bicellular tight junction; plasma membrane. Gene Ontology annotation, molecular function: structural molecule activity.